Molecule: messenger RNA, 4794 nt
Organism: Leucoraja erinaceus (little skate)
Lineage: Eukaryota; Metazoa; Chordata; Chondrichthyes; Rajiformes; Rajidae
Gene: tbx18
Product: T-box transcription factor 18
Exons: 8
Coding region: 296-2011 (571 amino acids)
Biological process (GO): positive regulation of DNA-templated transcription; regulation of transcription by RNA polymerase II; morphogenesis of embryonic epithelium
Cellular component (GO): nucleus
Molecular function (GO): DNA-binding transcription factor activity, RNA polymerase II-specific; RNA polymerase II cis-regulatory region sequence-specific DNA binding
Source: RefSeq, a predicted model, not a curated record
CCCUCUCUCCCUCUCUCUCUCUCUCUCUCUCUCUCUCUCUCUCUCUCUCUCUCCCCCCCCCCCCCCCCCUCUCUCUCUCUCUCUCUCUCUCACCCCCUCUCUCAAAUCCCUCUGAUAUUCUUCCCCAGCAAUAACCUCUACGCUGGAUACCGUCUGGGAGUUUGGAGAAAAGCUACUUUUUGAGAGGGAGGGGACAAAAAACAACAACAACUGUAUUCCACACACACACACACACACACACACACACACACACCCACACACACUUACACACGCUUACACCAGAGCCCGGCGUGGAAUGGCUGAGAAAAGGAGAUCGCCGUCUACAAUGAGUUUGAAAGCUCACGCUUUUUCGGUGGAAGCGCUGAUCGGAGCGGAAAAGAAGAGGAAACUGGAGGAUCACUGCGUGAACGGCGUUGAGAUGAAAGAUGUAGCAGCCAGCCAGGCCGUGAACGCGUCGAGUAAGGACCGGGGCUCGGACGAGGAAAGGAACUACGGCACCGAGUACAGCGAGAGAGCGGUUGUAAACUGUGACAACGCCUUGGAGCCUCCGUCGCCGCCGGUAGCCACCAAAGCCUAUGUACCGCCAAAGUGCAGCACUUCUCGGGAGGAUAUCCACGCCGACCUUCAAGGUGCUGACCUGUGGAAGAGGUUUCACGACAUCGGCACCGAGAUGAUCAUCACCAAGGCUGGAAGGCGGAUGUUUCCAGCUAUGCGAGUGAAGAUCUCUGGCCUGGAUCCACAUCAGCAGUAUUAUAUCGCCAUGGACAUCGUUCCAGUGGAUAAUAAACGCUACAGAUACGUGUACCACAGUUCUAAAUGGAUGGUAGCCGGCAACGCGGAUUCCCCUGUUCCUCCUCGGGUUUACAUCCAUCCUGACUCUCCAGCCUCGGGAGACACCUGGAUGCGGCAGGUGAUCAGCUUCGACAAACUCAAACUCACCAACAACGAGCUGGAUGACCAGGGACAUAUAAUUUUACAUUCGAUGCACAAGUACCAGCCCAGGGUACACAUCAUUCGGAAGGAGUGUGGAGAGGAAUUGUCUCCUGUCAAGCCAAUUCCUAGAGGAGACGGGGUGAAACAUUUUUCCUUCUCCGAGACCGUCUUCACCACAGUGACCGCCUACCAAAACCAACAGAUAACCAGACUGAAGAUCGACCGAAAUCCCUUUGCAAAAGGGUUCCGCGAUUCGGGACGAAACAGAAUGGGUUUAGAAGCGAUUGUGGAAUCCUACGCUUUCUGGAGACCUUCUUUGCGCACCCUCAGCUUUGAAGACAUACCUGGAAUUCAGAAACAAGGUGGAACGUUGCCUUCAUCUGCCCAUCAGAGCCUGGGGAAUGGUCCUCCAACACACCGCCUGCCCGGCUCUUCCUGUCCAUCCCCUGCUUUCCAUCUGGCCCAGAACAGUGGGCAGCUGUGCAACCUGAGCCCGACGGACUUUGCCACCUGCAACCGCACCGGCCUGGCCUUCAACCGCUACAGCAGCAGCCUCGCCGAGACUUACAACCGCCUCGCCAACCCCAGCACCGAGACGUUUGGCGCCCAGAGGACGCCGUCCUACAUCGGCGUGGCCAACACCGGCAGUGUGAACAUGUCAAUAGCCGGCAGCGACGGAGACGCGUUCAACUGCCACCAGGCCGGUUUACCCGUGCCCAUCUCUGGGAUCUCAUCUCCCCAGCUCCAGUACAUCAUGCCUUCCCCGUCAAAUAACGCUUUCACCGCCAACCAGGCCCACCAGGGGUCCUACAGUACUUUCAGACUGCACAGCCCGUACGGUUUGUACGGGUAUAACUUCUCCACCUCCCCCAGGCUGGCAGCCAGCCCUGAGAAGAUCAUCUCUGCCCAAGGAGGUUUCCUGGGUUCAUCUCCCAGCGGAACCAUGACCGACCGACAGGUCUUGCCCACUGUGGACGGGAUGCACAUUCUCAACGGCAGCCAGCAAAAUAUGUUUGACGCAAGGUCCUUAGGGAACUUGACAGCCUCAUCGUCCCAGAUCCCAGCACAUUUAGUUUGAGAGGGUGACUGCAUUGGGUGAAACGCGUGCUGUAACUCAUGAAACAUCCAUUGGAGAUUCUUCCGUUCAUCGACACUUUCGCCGUUAUGAAAUACGUUUCUCAACAGUGUCAGUAACAGGACCUGUACUGAACACCUGGAGAGUGGAACAACUUUGGACUUUGCAUCUGCUGAAGUGGUUUGUUCCCGUAGCACAUAUGUUGUUUUGGGCGAUAAGGGACUUCCACUGUGCUUCCUGAACGGAUUCAAAGGACUAAGGGACACUUGACGUGCAAAAGAAGGGCACUUGUUUUCAAAAAUCAUUAUCUGUAUCUUGUAUAUUAUUGUCUGCUUUUGAGUUGGCUAUUGAAUUCUCUGACUCGGGCAGAGCUAAUGGAUUUGGUUAUAAUGUGAAGUUGAUCAAGACCCUUGGAUGCAACUUGGAUGUACAACAAUGAAUCUCUUUCAACAUUCAACCUCACAUGAACUUACAAGCACCAUUCUUUGGCCCAUCUGGUGGCUUUUCCUUCCUCGCCUUCAGCUUUCUGUUCCACGGCCCUGAGAUUGUUGACCUGGAGUGGCAUGCGGGUCUUAUCUAAUUGGAUCAUUUGAGGUCUUGGCCAAGGAGCUUUUGGUUUUCCAUGAGUCUAAGCUGUGAUUGUGAAUAGACUGCCAAAACAAUGGGUAUCACCACAGCUAAAGCUGAUCCUGUCUGAACCUAAUGGUCGCACAAGUGCACUUUUCAUAGGAUAAUGUGUACAGCCACAUGUAUGCAAGCAAUAUUACAUGGAUGGUCUAUCCUGCCUUACAACAUUGAGUGCAACAGUUUCCCCCCCCACACUACAAAGACGUACAGGUUUGAGGGUUAACUGGCUUCGGUAAAGAUUGUAAAUUGUCCCCAGUGUGUGUAGGACAGCGUUAGUGUGUGGGGAUUGUUGGUCAGCAUGGACUCGGUGAGCCGAAGGGCCUGUUUCCGCGCUGUAUCUCUAAACUAAACUAAAUUAGCCAUUAAUUAAGACACUCAAUACAGGUAGAGAUCAUUCCCCCAGUAUUCUUAGAUUAAUCUUCAUGACAUCCAUGCAGUUAAACUGAACUAAUAAUCAAUUUCUUCCUCCUUUUCAUGCCUUUAAAAUCAUUUGUUGUUUUAAAAAGUCGGCCUGUUUAAAGCCUUCAUAAUUACCAUUACAAAUGCCAAUCACCACACUAAGUUAUAAGGCUAAAACCAAACCAAUGAUAUAUGCAAUUUAACAUGAAAUGCCCCCCAAAAUGUAGAAAGCAAAUUUAUAAUUCAGGACUAUAAGAAGAUGCUUGCCUUUUUAUGGCAACAAAAUAAAAGCAAUUUUUAUGCGGGGUGAAAUAAUUAAUUCUUUCUCUACUUUUGGUUCAUGAUUGUCUUUGAAAAUAAUCAGAGCACCAAUUUAAGAGAUAAUUAUUUCUGCAAUCUUUCUUAUCGUAUGGAACAGAAAUAUAGGUUAAUGUGAUGCAAUCCAAAGCAAUGACUGCAUUAAGGAAUCUUAUGUACUUAGAAUUUCUGGAAGAAUGGUUUUCAAAAUUGUGCGUAUAGAAAAUGUAAAAUUUCAUAUUUUAAGCGGUGAUGUUUGAAAAUCACAGGUCCAAUUUAUAGAAUUAAUAUUACAUAAAAUUAAUAGAAAGUCUUUAAUGUCUAAGAUUAAACAAUUCGCAAAAGAGACAACAAUGAUAUAUUUCUAAAAUAUACUUUUAGAAUAUUUUACCAAUAAUGCCCACAUUUUGUUGAAACUGAUCCUGAAUAAGACAGCACGGUGGCACAGCGGUAGAGUUGCUGCCUUUCAGUGGCAGAGACCCGGGUUCGAUCCUGACUAUGGGUGCUGUCUGUACGGAGUUUGUACGUUCUCCCCGUCACAUGCGUGGGUUUUCUCCGGGUGCUCCGGUUUCAACCCACACUCCAAAGACAUACAGGUUUGUCAGUUAAUUGGCUUGGUAUAAUUGUAAAUUGUCCCUAGCGUGUGUGGGAUAGUGUUAGUGUGCAGAGAUCGCUGGUCGGCACGGACUCAGUGGGCCGAAGGGCCUGUUUCUGCACUGUAUCUCUGAACAAAACAAAACUAAACUAAAGACACUUAGGCUGCUGCUCACAAACUGAUUAUGGCCCCUUUCAUGAAGCUGCUAAAGUAAAAUAUAAACGUUUCCGACUUAACUCCAAUGUUUUAGCAAACAGUUCCUGUGCACCAGGAACGAUAGUAAUAUCUUGGAAAUGUAAUAAUGCCCCUCACAAAAAAGCACUUGAAAUGACUACAGGAAAUACUAAUUCACAAGGAAUAUAUGAUCUGAAAAAUAUCUCCUAUUCGGGAAGAAUUUUUUAUUCUCAAGUAUCUUGGGUUACAGUAUAUCUGCAAUAGGAUUAAAAAAUAAAAAUAUCUUACAAGAAUGUUUGUCCCUGCUCUCUCUGCUUUUGGAAAUAUACAUGCCGAUAUUUACAAGAUUCUGGUAUUCAAAGCAAUUUUGUCAGUGGUGCAUGAUAGGACUUUUGAAGUAACAGUUGUAAUUGGGGUAAGAUUGUGAUCUUAUUCACAGUGAACAGUACCAGCAUCCCAUCACAAGGACUGCGGUCUCCCUCUCUCUCCUAUUCUGUGUUGCACCGUACCAUAAGUGCCAAGUUUUCUUCUCCUUUUUUGUUACUCAGCUGGGAGGAAGUAUGUCUAAAUUAUCAACCGUGAAUAGCUUUGUCAAAUAUUGUUGGUGUAACUUUCAAAAUGUUUAAAAGUGUAAAUAUGUAACUAUGAUACUGCAAAAUUUUACUGGCAAUAAAAUAUGUAGACUUUACACGAA